AUGGACACCACAUACAGCGUUAAAGGAAGCUGUUGGUCACAUGAUACAGUUACUAAGGUAAAUAUAUCAUCAUCAUGGACACCACAUACAGCGUUAAAGGAAGCUGUUGGUCACAUGAUACAAGACCCAGAUGAAUUGGACAAAAAACAGAUUCUUGCCAGACUUGAGAAAGUUGUACUUAAUGUUGAAGAGCAUCAAAAUCAAGGGGGUAACCUGGUCUCCUCAGAAGAUGUUAUGGUAUUAUUGAGACCAUUUUGUUCAGAUGACAGGGUAGCAGUCCAACCAAGACUGGAUGUCUUACAUAUGGUGGAAAAGAGUUUCCAGUUAAGUGAGGAAGAUUUAGUAUUGUUGACAUUAUACAGAACUGAGGCUGUUGUCAAGACAACAUGGUCUGAUAUACAGCUAAAAGAAAGUGAUAUAAAUACAGACAAGGCAAGGCACCAGCUGUUUUUACAGUUGUUGUCCCAGAGUACUAAUUACAAUCAUUUUAAUGCUAUUUGUGACUUACUACAACUAUGGCCUCAACUUAAAGCUGCAAGUAGCAGUGACCAAGAACAAAAUGUUUGGGUAAACAUAUUUUGUACUAUGAUAAACACCUCAGAUUCUAAGACUGUAUCAUUGGUGGUUACAAAGUACAGAAGUAUUUGUGAUACUGUCAGUCUGGGUAUUAAGUGUGUAAGACAUGUGUAUGACAAGAUGAUAGAGAAAAAAUACACAAUAGAAGGAGUAAAGUUUGUGUUACUGUCCACACAUAAAGACAUGUUGUCGUCUGCAGUCACAGAACUAGCAGCUCUUGAUGAGGCAAAAGAUGAUGAAGAGUUGUUUGAUCUCCUGUUAAAGAGAAGUCUUCUGCCACAAAUUGUUUAUACAGUUUAUUACAAACCUGUGAUUUGUUAUCUGUUAGCCAAUCAGAAUGUGGAGGAACAAUCACAUGACUAUAUGUUGUUGAAAACAGUAGCCAAUCAGCUUAAUGACAAUGGAUUCAAAGCAGAGGCUGGUUCUUUAAUGUUGCAGUCUAGAUCAGCAUAUUCAAUGCUUCAGACUUUUAGUUCUGCGUUGGGAUCCGUAGGGAAGUGGCUCAAACAUUAA
Molecule: messenger RNA, 1089 nt
Organism: Mytilus trossulus (common blue mussel)
Lineage: Eukaryota; Metazoa; Mollusca; Bivalvia; Mytilida; Mytilidae
Product: NBAS subunit of NRZ tethering complex-like
Exons: 8
Coding region: 1-1089 (362 amino acids)
Biological process (GO): retrograde vesicle-mediated transport, Golgi to endoplasmic reticulum
Cellular component (GO): Dsl1/NZR complex
Molecular function (GO): SNARE binding
Source: RefSeq, a predicted model, not a curated record